AACUGCAAAAUUUAAACCACACAAAAAGAACCUCUCAGCCUCACAUUUGCACUCCAUCGCCAUUAAAACCAGCUAGAUUCCCUUCUCCUUCCGAUUAAUCGCCUUCAGCACACAACACAAACAAGACCAGCAAAAACCAGGACAAAAAAGUUCAAGAAUGGCCACUGUCACCUCUGCUGCUGUUUCUAUCCCAUCUUUCACCGGUCUUAAGGCAGCCAGUGCCUCCAAUGCCAAAGUCAGUGCCAGUGCCAAGGUUUCAGCCUCUCCACUUCCAAGGCUCAGCAUCAAGGCUUCAUUGAAAGAAGUCGGUGCUGCUGUUGUCGCCACCGCUGCUAGCGCAAUGAUUGCUAGCAAUGCUAUGGCCGUUGACGUCUUGCUUGGAAGUGAUGAUGGAUCAUUGGCUUUUGUUCCCAGCGAAUUCUCUGUACCCGCUGGUGAAAAGAUUGUCUUCAAGAACAAUGCCGGGUUCCCACAUAACGUUCUCUUCGACGAGGACGCUGUUCCAAGUGGGGUUGAUGUGUCAAAAAUCUCCAUGAGCGAGGAGGAUCUCCUCAACGCCAAAGGAGAGACUUUCGAAGUUGCCUUGAGCGACAAAGGUGAAUACACUUUCUACUGUUCUCCUCACCAGGGAGCUGGCAUGGUGGGAAAAGUGAUCGUUAAUUAAGUUUAAUUACAUGAAGAAUCUGUAAGGAUCAUCUCACGUGUCUCUUCUUAUUUUUUGGAAAGCAGUAAUGAGAGAGUGUCUGGGAUGGACAGAGAUUGUAUGAUGCCCUUUAAUUUUUAUCAACGUUGUAGUUUUUGUGA
Populus trichocarpa (black cottonwood) is the source of this 804-nucleotide messenger RNA. RefSeq names its product plastocyanin B, chloroplastic. Bases 158 to 664 code for a protein of 168 amino acids. NCBI's taxonomy places the organism in Eukaryota, Viridiplantae, Streptophyta, Magnoliopsida, Malpighiales, Salicaceae. Gene Ontology annotation, molecular function: copper ion binding. The record is from RefSeq and is a predicted model, not a curated record. The transcript has a single exon. Gene Ontology annotation, cellular component: chloroplast thylakoid lumen.